UCUUAUUUGGAAAAAAUGCUAUUUUAGCUAAUUUCGCUAAACAUAAUUUAAUUUUACAUUUUCACAUGUUUUAACUCGCAAUCUUCGUUGGCCAUAACGGUUUUCAAGGCGGAAAAAAGGUUUUCUUUCAUCGUUUUUCUUUCCAUGUGCUUUCUAGUUUCUGGGUCUCUCUCCCCUGUUUCUCUCCGGCUUGAGAGUUUGUCGAGGGCUUCUCCUCGUCGAUCCUUUGAGUUGUUUUGCUGCGCCCUGAUUGUGUUUGGCGAAAUGCCCUGAAGAGAUGAUGUUCCCUGGAACACGAUGAUAUGGAGCUUCACUAAGUUCUCUGUUUCUUUCGGAAACACCCACCGGGAAAAAAAUGGCAUCUGUCGCUGGUCGUUUUCUUCGACGCAACACAACCCACAAACCCCUGAUCGCGACCCCACCCAGACCUGCCCAGUCCCUGACCCACCAAAUCCUUGUCCAUCUUCAGUCCGAUUGUCUCUCGAAAGCCGUCUCGGUCCUCUUCGCUUCUCUCGAACCUGUAGACUACUCGCUCUACGAGCGCCUUUUCCGUCUCUGUUCUGAAAAAUCCGCUAUUGUUGAAGCUCGUAAGGUGGAGUCGCACUUGGUGACUUUCUCUCCGUUUCCUCCGGUUUUCCUCUUGAACAGAGCCAUCGAGACUUAUGGGAAGUGUGGAAACGUGGAUGAUGCCCGAGAACUGUUUGAGCAAAUGCCUGAACGAGAUGGUGGGUCUUGGAACGCUGUGAUUACUGCUUGUGCGCAAAAUGGAGUUUCGGAUGAGGUGUUUCGUAUGUUUCGCAGGAUGAAUAGAGAAGGUAUUCGGGCAAAGGAGAAUACCUUUGCAAGUGUUUUGAGGUCAUGUGGUUUGAUUUUGGAUCUGGGUGUCUUGAUGCAGCUACAUGGGGCUGUUAUAAAGAAUGGAUUUUCCGAGAAUGUGAUUUUGAAAACUGCAAUUGUUGAUAUUUAUGGGAAGUGCAAAGUUAUGGGCGAUGCGAGAAGAGUUUUCGAUGAGAUUAAAAGUCCAAGUGAUGUUUCAUGGAAUGUGAUUGUACGACGGUAUCUCGAGAUAGGUUCUUCCAAGGAGACGUUGAGAAUCUUCUUCGAAAUGUUAAAGUUGAAUGUCAGACCUUUGAAUCACACGGUUUCUAAUGCAAUUGUAGCUUGUUCGAGAUCCUUGGCCCUUGAUGUCGGAACAGAGAUCCACGCUCUUGCUAUCAAAAUCAAUUUUGAAGCAGACGGGAUUGUGUCUACCUCUUUGUUUGAUAUGUAUGCGAAAUGUGGAAAAUUGGAGUGUGCUCGUAGGGUAUUUGACCAGACUCAAUCGAAAGAUUUGAUAUCUUGGACUUGUUUGAUGUCAGGGUAUGCAAUGAGUGGCAAAAUUCGAGAGGCAAGGCAGCUCUUUGAUGAAAUGCCCGACCGGAAUGUAGUCUCAUGGAACGCAAUGCUCGGUGGAUAUGUGCGUGCUGGUGAAUGGGACGAGGCACUUGAUUUUCUCUAUUUGAUGCGGAAAGAAACCGACAACAUUGGUGAUGAUGUCACAGUCGGGCUUUUUCUAAACGUCUGUUCAGGUCUUUCAGAUGUUGAAAUGGGAAAACAACUACAUGGUUUUAUCUACCGACGUGGUUUUGAUUCCAAUAUAUUCGUAGGCAAUGCUCUUCUCAAUAUGUACGGGAAUUGCGGAGCCUUGCCAAGUGCCAACAUAUGGUUCCACCAAAUGAGCGGAUCAAGGGACGGGAUCUCUUGGAAUGCUCUAUUGACUAGCUAUGCUCGACUUGGUCGGAGUGAGCAAGCCAUAUCUUUCUUUGAAGGGAUGCUAAUGGAGGCAAAACCAAGCAAGUUUACAUUCGCAACACUCCUAGCCGGGUGUGCAAACAUUUCAGCUCCGAAACUAGGUAAAGGAAUACACGGGUUCUUGAUUAGGAACGGAUACGAUAUAGACACUGUGAUAACCGGGGCUAUGGUUGACAUGUACUCCAAAUGCCGAUGCCUCGACUAUGCCCUCCGGGUAUUCAAAGAGGCAAAUUUCCGGGAUUUGGUUCUAUGGAAUACUAUGAUCCUUGGAUGUAUUCAUAAUGGCGGAAGCAGAGAGGUGUUUGAGAUGAUCAUGAUGAUGGAAGAUGAAGGGAUCAAGCCAGACAAUGUGACCUUUCAAGGUGUAUUGCGAGCAUGCAUACACGAGGGCCAUGUAGAAAUGGGCCGACACUAUUUCAAUUCGAUGAGCUCAAGAUAUCUUGUAAUACCUCAGGUGGAGCAUUACCAUUACAUGACUGAGCUCUACUGUAAGUAUGGAUGCAUGGAUGAGCUUGAGGAUUUUCUUAGGAUGAUGCCGUUCGAUCCGACCUUACAAAUGUUGGAAAAGAUUUUCGAUGCUUCCCGAGAACACGGGUUUUCUAGAUUAAGAGAAUGGGCUUCGGAACGACUAAGGAAUCAUCGCAUUCGGCCACCUGAAGAUACUGAACCUGGAAAAAGACCUGAUGACAAAGUUACUGGUGCUGCUGGAGACAGCAUGACAGAUAACUGUAAUACUACUAAGGAGGAGACAGUCCAAACUGGUGAUCGUAGCGAAAAGGAAUCUGCUGAUGAUCAGACCAAGAAUGAGGAAUAGGAAGAGAAUGGGAGUGAAAAUGUGGAGAAGAAUGGAGAUGGUGGUGCUUUGAACUCAUUUCAACUUCAUUCAACUACCAAAAAUGCAUUCACUGGACUUGCUGGCACGGGUUUCUCUAGUUCUUCAUUCUCAUUCGGAUUGGUGUCUCAGGAGGGUUCUACUGGUUCUGGAUCUAUCUUUGGACAGCAGGCUGGCCAUCCAUCUUUUAGUUUUGGCUUCUCAAACAAUGGUAACACUCCCGUUUUUGCUGCCUCUGGUACUUCCAUUAUUGCCAAGAGUGAAAGUAGUGCCUUCCCAUUAAAGGAAGAGGUUUCUGUGGAGACAGGAGAAGAGAACGAGAGUGUGGCAUUCUCAGCCGAAUCUGUACUUUUUGAAUAUCUUGAUGGAACAUGGAAAGAACGAGGGAAGGGAGAAGUCAAGAUCAACGUCUCCACUAGCAGUGGUAAUGGAAAAGGGCAAAGGGCAAACUACAGGUUGAUCCUAAACGCAGGUCUCUUCCCGGAGAUGAAACUCACUAAAAUGGACAAGAAAGGAAUCACAUUUGCAUGCGUGAAUAGUAUGGGCGAAGGCAAAGAAGGCAGUCUAUCCACAUUCGCUCUGAAAUUUAAGGAUCCUGUUUUCUUGGACGAUUUCCGGGCUGUUGUCAUGCAAUAUAAGGACUGUAGAACAGUGGAGACGGCUCAUCUGAAGACGCCCGAGAAUUCCCCGAGGGCUCAGGAGGAUGCUUGAGAGAAGGUAAACACACUCGUGGAGUCACUCAGUUUGUCUGUUCUGUUGUUUCAAAGUUAAAUUUUUGCAAUGGAAUUUGAGGGUAGAAAGAAUAUAGAGAUGGAGAGAAGAUAGGCCUGUUCUACAGAGCUGUCUCUCUUUCAUCUAUAGCGCAAACAUAAAUGGGGAACACUCAACAUUCUGAGUACAUAUUUCAGUUUUUCAAAACAUGGAGUUGACCCUUUUCUUUGCCA
This is a messenger RNA of Tarenaya hassleriana, 3567 nucleotides long. RefSeq names its product pentatricopeptide repeat-containing protein At3g26540-like. Gene Ontology annotation, molecular function: RNA binding; protein binding. Lineage: Eukaryota; Viridiplantae; Streptophyta; Magnoliopsida; Brassicales; Cleomaceae. The record is from RefSeq and is a predicted model, not a curated record. Gene Ontology annotation, biological process: intracellular transport; RNA modification.